GCUACAUGUCAUUUUUUCAAAAAACACUUAACGAAACUUCAGGAGUUUUUACUAGACAACAAUUGCCAAAUUAUCCAAGUGGUUUUUGCGACGAUUGGCGGACAAAAAAGGGUGCUAAAUAGGCGCCUGGAGCUGUGAGCGGUCGACUACCAUCAUUGCCCCGGAGUAUUUAGCACACUUUUUUUGCGGCCAGAAUUUAGCAACAGGUUGUCAAGGACUUCUGGGAUUUGUGGAAUGAGUUGUGCGGCGCCCAAGUGUCGACCGCGCUGUGGACCCUGCGGUGGUUGUGGAUCGGGAUGUAAGCCCUGCGGCGGAGGUGGCUGCUGCGGAUCAGGUGGCUCCUGCUGCGAAGGCUGCUGCUGCGGAUCAGGUGGGUCGUCCUGCGGCGGAUCCUGCGGUGGAUGCUGUGGCUCCGGGCCUUGCGCCGUGGUCUCGUACCGCCUGACCUGCGGCCCCGUGGGUCCCUUACUGCCCUGCAUGAAGUGCACCUGCAACUGCGGAUGCUGCACCGGCUGCUGUGCCCCGCCCUUCUAUUUUGUGCCCAACAAUUGCCGCAAUUGCUGGGAGUGGGGCUGUUUCGGACCCCUUUACUAGUACCCUGUAGUAUCCUGUUGUUGCCAUUUUGAUGGAACUUUUCAUAUUUUUGAAUGCAAUAAAUUCACGUGUCAGCCAGA
Messenger RNA from Drosophila rhopaloa, 674 nucleotides. RefSeq names its product male-specific sperm protein Mst84Db. Bases 235 to 594 code for a protein of 119 amino acids. Lineage: Eukaryota; Metazoa; Arthropoda; Insecta; Diptera; Drosophilidae. The record is from RefSeq and is a predicted model, not a curated record. The transcript has a single exon.